GCCACCGGAGAACAAUACCGUCAAUACGACACAGGAAAGUUCAUCCGUGCCGACCGUGAACAGACAAGUGGUGGAAGGACAAUGCGAGGCAAAUCCUUCUACAAUGGCUGGUGUUGUGGGCAACAUUGGGCCGUUUGAUGACACGGUGGAGCAAUGGAGCGCCUACACAGAGCGUUUUGAGUUCUUCGUCUUGGCAAAUGGAAUUAGCGCGGAGAAAAAGGUAGCUACUUUCCUCACAGUAAUGGGCGCAAAGACUUUCAAUGUUUUCCGCGCUCUGAUACAGCCCAAGAAGCCAGGAGAGUUCACAUAUGACAAUAUUGUUAAAACACUAAGUGAACAUUUCUCGCCCAAGCCGUUGAUGAUCGCUGAACGUUUCAGAUUUUAUAAACGUAAUCAGGAGGAGGGUGAGACAGUGACUAUGUUUGUAGCUGCGCUCAGGAAAUUAGCAGAGCACUGUGAAUUCACCGAGGACACGCUUAAAGAUGCAAUUCGCGACCGGCUGGUCUGUGGACUGCGCAGCGAAGCUGCACAGAGAAAACUGCUGACUGUGGAAAAUUUAACUCUGACCAAAGCAAUUGAAAUCAGUGUGUCGAUGGAAUUGGCUGCCAAAGAGGCACAGCAGCUGAGUGCAUCCACGGCUAAAGUGCUGAAGAUUGCUGGUGCUGAGGACAGCUCGCCAACGAGGCCAUGCUAUCGCUGUGGCCAACCGGGGCAUUCGGCAGCAGAGUGCUGGUGUAAAGACUUGGACUGCCAUGCCUGUGGAAAAAAAGGUCACGUUGAAAAGGCCUGUCGUGGCAAGAAAAAGGGGACUCAGUCUACACAGAAAAACACUUACAAAUACAAGAGAGCUGCUACACAUAAGAAAAAAGUACAUGUGAUGGAAAAGGAAAAUAGUGCCAGCGAAUCCACUGAUGAGGAAUUGCCCCUCCACAUUCUUUCGCUGCCCGGAGGGUCUGACAGCUACUGGACAACACCCUUGCUGGAGGGUAAUCCGGUGCGGAUGGAAAUCGACACUGGGGCAGCAGUAUCACUGGUUUCAGAGACAGUGUAUAAAGAACACUUACACCACUUACCAAUCCAACGAGCUCGAGUGGUGCUGAAGACCUACACUGGGGAGACAGUGGCGGUCAAAGGCCUGGUCAAGGUCAAGGUGGAGCUAAAUGGACAAUGUGUAAAGCUUCCCUUAUAUGUUGUUCGAGGCAAUUACCCGUCCCUGCUAGGCCGCGCAUGGAUGGAUAAAGUGCGGAUUGACUGGCCUACCGUCCGCAUGCUGAGUCAAGGGGAAACAGCUCUGGAAGCUGUCUUAAAGAAACACGGCGAACUCUUCACGGAUGGACUCGGGCACAUGAAAGGUAUCACUGCAAAGCUGACCAUAAAACCAGGCAGCACUCCCCGAUUCAUUAAAGCAAGGCCAGUCCCGUACGCACUGCGUCCAAAAGUUGAAAAAGAGCUGGACAAUCUGGUGAAUAGCGGGGUGCUCGAGCCUGUGGCUAUCAGUGACUGGGCUACCCCAAUCGUGCCCGUCCUUAAGAAAAAUGGUAGCCUACGAAUAUGCGGCGAUUUCAAAGUGACUGUUAACCCAGCCUUGCAAAAUGAACACUACCCGCUGCCCCUCAUCGAAGACCUGUUCGCGGGUCUAGCAAAUGGCAAACAGUUCAGUAAAAUUGACCUGAACCAGGCUUACCUACAGAUGCCUGUAGACCCCGAGUCCAAAGAGCUACUGACAGUCAGCACGCACAAGGGCCUUUUCCGGUACCGCCGUUUGGCCUUUGGGAUCACAUCGGCCCCUGCACUUUUCCAAAAGGCCAUGGAUCAGAUUCUGGCGGGGCUUCCGGGGGUGCAGUGCUACUUGGACGAUAUCCUCGUAACGGGGAGGGACAACGCCGACCACCUCCACAACCUGGACAUGACACUACAGAGGCUGAGGGAAUAUGGACUGAAAGUUCGAAAGGAAAAAUGUGAGUUUUUCCAGUCCUCCAUUGAAUAUCUAGGUCAUGUGAUUGACGGCAAGGGUCUACACAAGGCCCCCUCCAAGACCAAAGCCAUUUUGGAAGCCCCAGCACCACAAAAUGUCAACCAGCUACGCUCUUACCUGGGGCUCCUGAACUACUAUGGCCGGUUCAUUCCCAAUCUCUCCACCUUAUUGAAGCCCCUCCACGAGCUGCUGAGGCAAGGUAAGAAAUGGGAGUGGUCAGAGACUUGCCAAUUGGCUUUCGCCAACUCAAAGAAAGCCCUGCUGAACUCAGAGGUGCUGACCCACUUUGACCCAGCACUGCCACUACAGUUAGCCUGUGACGCGUCCCCCUAUGGGGUUGGCGCAGUUGUCUCACACAUCAUGCCGGACGGCACAGACAAACCCAUUGCUUUCGCCUCUAAGACCCUCAACAAGGCUGAAUGUAACUAUGCGCAGAUCGAGCGGGAGGCUCUCAGCAUCGUGUUCGGGAUUAGAAAAUUCCAUCAGUACCUCUUCGGAAGGAGAUUUACGCUGCUGACCGACCACAAACCGCUAACAGCCUUGCUGGGACCACAUGCGGGCAUUCCACCGUUGGCCGCAAGCAGAAUGCAGAGAUGGGCCCUACUGCUCUCAGGCCACGACUACGACAUAAAGUACCGGCGAUCGGAACUACACGGUAAUGCGGAUGGCCUCUCCCGCCUACCGCUCCCCGUGGCGAGGCCAAUGACACGACAAAAUGACAUAUUCUACUUCCAGCAGGUGAGCGACACCCCUGUCACCGCAAAACAAGUGAGACAUGCCACACGGAACGACCCGGUGUUAUCGGCAGUAAUGGAGGCCAUCACGAAAGGCAGGAGAAUCUCAAACACAGCUGACAGCAAACCAUACUUGGCCAGGCAACAAGAACUGUCUGCACAGUCUGGUUGUCUGCUGUGGGGCAGAAGGGUCGUCAUACCCCCCUCUCUGCAGAGCCCCAUGCUGAAACAACUCCACGUCGGACACUGUGGCAUAGUGCGCAUGAAGGAGCUGGCUCGCAGCUAUUUCUGGUGGCCGGGGCUAGACAAGCAGAUUGAGGACAAUGCGGGCCGUUGCACCACCUGCCAGCCCGGGCGAAACGCACCACAACCAGCGCCAGUCCACCCAUGGGAAUGGCCGGCGGAGCCAUGGCAGCGUAUACACAUUGACUUUGCUGGGCCAUUCGAGGACAGAAUGUUUUUGGUGGUGGUGGACGCGCACAGCAAAUGGCCAGAUGUGGCCAUCAUGAGGUCUACAACCACCGGGAAAACCAUAGAGCGACUGGAGGAAAUGUUCAGUCGGUACGGAAUACCAGAACAGCUGGUGAGUGACAACGGGCCCCAGCUUGUCUCCGAAGAGAUGGAGGCUUUCCUCAAAAUGAAUGGAAUUCAACACAUUAAGUCAGCACCCUACCACCCGUCCACAAAUGGGCUGGCUGAGAGAUUUGUGCAAACCUUAAAGCACAGCCUCAAGGCAUCCGUGUCCCAAGGCUCCCUUCAUCAGCGACUGCACAGUUUCCUGCUGACGUACAGGAACACACCACACAGCACCACUAAAGCGUCUCCUGCUGAGCUCCUCCUAAAAAGAGCGUUGCGCACCCAACUGGACUGCAUACGCCCUCCGUCCAGGGGCCAAAUUGUUCAGAGCAGUCAACAAGAGCAGAGCCGACGUAGGUCAGGCACACCACGGUCUUUUCACAUAGGAGACCCUGUCCUAGCUCGCAAUUACCUAAGGGGGCCCAAGUGGGUGCCAGCCGUGAUAGUGGCCAUUACUGGUCCGCUGUCAUACCAAGUACGCACAAACAAUGAUGCUGUGUGGCGUCGUCACACUGACCAACUGUUGGCCCGCAAGGGCCCCGCUUCGGAGCCAACGGGCUCUCCUGCACCCGACAUCACCGGCCAGGCAGACCCUGUGGAGGGCCUGGCUGCCUCGGACACCCUGCCGGCUACACUUCAGGAGGACAACGCUACAGAUCAGGUCCCCGAGCCCCCACCGACAGCGGAAGCAGCGCCGCCGCCGCCGUCGUCGUCUCCGCCGUCUCCGGUGAACCACCAUUCUCACCGGUACCCCACGCGCGAGCGACGGCCUCCUGACCGUCUGGACUUAUAGCUGCUUCCUCGCUGACGGAAUGUCAUAUCCUUUUUUGUUAAAAACGUAUGGGUUAUGUUAUACGUUAUAGGUUACCUUAUCUUUGUCUUUGGGGGGCUAAUCUUACAGAAUAUGGGGGGAGGAAAUGUUAGGUAUUAAACCGGGUUUGCCUUUCAUUAUGUUUGUGCCAAUGUGGUUACCGUACCCCCAUAAUGCCCUCGGGGCUGACUUCCUGUAUCUUGCCCAGUUCAGUAUGUGAAGUAAACGAACC
Molecule: messenger RNA, 4328 nt
Organism: Engraulis encrasicolus (European anchovy)
Lineage: Eukaryota; Metazoa; Chordata; Actinopteri; Clupeiformes; Engraulidae
Exons: 1
Coding region: 104-4078 (1324 amino acids)
Biological process (GO): DNA integration
Molecular function (GO): nucleic acid binding; zinc ion binding
Source: RefSeq, a predicted model, not a curated record